Molecule: messenger RNA, 702 nt
Organism: Porites lobata
Lineage: Eukaryota; Metazoa; Cnidaria; Anthozoa; Scleractinia; Poritidae
Source: the annotation of a GenBank genome assembly
AUGCAGCCCAAACAAGAUGAUUCAAGUGAUGUAACUUUGGUGUUGAAAGACGGCAAAGAGAUCAGGGCGACUAGAAGCCAACUUUCGGAAAGUGAUUUCUUUUCUACGCUUCUUAACAGCGACAUGAAGGAGAACAGAGAAGGAAUCAUUCGGUUGGAGCACAUCACUGAGACUGUUAUGAAGGAUGUCUUAAAAUUUAUGCGCUGUGGCUGUGUAAUUAUUACUCAGCAGAAUGCUGUAAACCUACUCGAGGCAGCGGAUUAUUUACUUCUUCCAAGCUUAAAGAAAUGCGUUGAGAGAUUCUUAGAGCGGGAAUUAACAACCUCGAACUGUGUUUCAACUUAUUAUUACGCCGAGAAAUACCAAUGUAAAGACCUCAUGGUCAUCUCAAGGAAUUUUUUCUUUCCAAACUUUGCCGCUGUGGCUCAAUCUCAAGAAUUUCUAAAUUUGGAAAGCGAACAAGUGGAGCGGUGGAUUUGCUCUGAUAGGAUAGGUGAUAGCACGUCAGAGGAUGAUGUUUUCAAGGUUAUACUUCAGUGGAUUGAGCAAAGUAAGAGUGAGAGGAAAGGGAAUUUCCAAGAGUUAUUUCGUCACGUGCGAUUGCCCUUUAUGUCGCGUGACUAUUUGCGCAGACAUGUCGUGACCAAUGAUCUGGUGAAAGAGAAUCCAAGCUGUUUGAAGCGGGUGAAGGGGGCUUUGAGA